AUGGCGAGCCCAUUACAAGCAAAGCUUCUGCAGGAUGAGCACGCGGAUGGUACGGGGCAUGCUGUUGUGGAUGCUGUGGUGUUCACGACCGAUGUCGGCGUCAUCCGUUGCAUAGCAGACAUGAGAUCUCGCGGCGCUUGUGUGGGGCUGGUCAUCCACGAGAACCCGCCGGAAGAGAGGCACUUCGACUUCACCAUCUCCUUCAAGUAUCUUCUCAACGCAGCUGAAUCGACCAAGACCUCUACCCCUUGUGGAACUCCGAGAGCAAGUGACAAGGUCAGGCAGGACGCUUCCUUGGGUGAAGGUGAGGGCGUCAACAGCCCAGCAGGCACGAUCGAUUCGUUCCCGAGAGUCAGCAGGAGGGGCUCGGAGGAGGAGGCACAGAGCGAGAGGGAGCAGAACCUUGCGAGCAGACCCGACGAAAGCAUGCUGUCCUGCUCCUCUAGCCCUUGGAGUCCAGCUGAGAGGAGGGAGAAGCGGGAAGGAAUAAAGUCCAGCAUGAACGCUGUGCUCGGAAGUAAAUGGCACCAGUCAAUGCUGAUCCAGCACAACGCCGCUCACGGGAUGAGCGGCCACGCAUGA
Guillardia theta CCMP2712 is the source of this 582-nucleotide messenger RNA. RefSeq lists its product as hypothetical. NCBI's taxonomy places the organism in Eukaryota, Cryptophyceae, Pyrenomonadales, Geminigeraceae. Bases 1 to 582 code for a protein of 193 amino acids. The record is from RefSeq and is a predicted model, not a curated record. The transcript has 6 exons.